CCAGGGCCUGUGUGUGAGGGAGACCCUGUACCUAUCCACUUCGGCCUAUAUCUUUCGUCAUAAUGCUAUCGCAGCUCUUCUCUUGCUCUACACCACCGCUUCACGAGAUUAAAGGGCUCUAGUAUUGGACUCCCUCGCGCUUGACGAGCACAUUGUCGUCAUGGCGAAGGGUCAACACUAUGCCCUCCACCACUCGGCUUUGAUGACCCGGCUGACUCGUGGCUUGACUUCAUUUCCUAUAUCUUUACUAUCAACAUCGCCUAGUACAACGUCCAUGGCGUCACGUUCCAUUUACAUUCCUUGCCAGUCAUUUCCUGCUUGAAAUUACCGACUCAAUUUGCUCUUUCUGUCCUUCUUUUUCUCUGAUCCCGGCCCCGGCCAAACCCCAGACAAUACCCUCUCUCCCACUACAGCAGAGCUAACGCCGGCCUGACUCAAUCCCUUUAUGAAUCUCUACUAAGCGAAACAGUUUCGACCUUCAUCAGAUGCCAAGGGGCUCACGACGAGGACGAGGUAGACAUCAAAAUUCUAGCCGGGUCACCGCAUCUAGGAGAGUCACGUCCAACUCGCCUUCAACAUCACAGUCCCGAACUUCGUCGGGCCAUACCACUGCACACAACACGGACAGCCAGACGCCACUCAGACGGUCUGCCCGAAUCGCCGAAUUGCUCAACGGACAAUCAGACCGUCAAUUGGCCGAUACUGCAUGCUCAAUGGCUGACGUUGCGAGGCCGAGGGCGCUUGGGGGAAGGUCCCAUCGCCCAGUUCAUCACCCUGGAAGUGCGCGCACUUCUGGGAAUUCAAGAUCAGGUCGACUUUCCCUUUCACCCGACGAAAUUCGGUACGCUAUGGACAUUGUAGUCCAACCGCCGCGCACCGCCCAAGUCGGACAGACCAUACCUGGCUCCAUCAUUGUCCGAUUGCGAACCACCAAUGCUGACGCCGAUGACGCUAUUGCAGACUCGACCAACCUUGUCGCAGUCGCCGCUCUGGUUCCUGCUUCCAGUUUGUCAGACUCACCGGACCCCAGCGCUCUCAAUACACUGCUCUCAGGCCGAAUCUUCGACACUGUUCACCCUUUUAGCGACGAUGAGGCCGACGGCUUCAUUGCUUCAAUGGACAUGGCUGAUCCAAACGGCGUGGGCUACAUGCGCUUCCCUGAGCUUACCAUCCGUCAAGCGGGUACAUAUCGCAUACGCAUCACCCUGAUCCGCAUCCGGAAUUCCGCAUCAGAUCCACCAGUCACAUCAGCCGGCAACGGCUUGGCGGUACAUGUGGUCGAUAGCAAUCCUAUUGUGGUCAGUGGCGGGGGAUCCGCCACAAGUACGGCUUCACGCAACGGGGGUGACGACAUUGAUGAUGGUGGUUGGCUUGAAGUCCUACGCUCGAUUCAGGAUAGGCGCCGGUCACGGUAACGCCAUUACUUUCGGUUUACAUGUUCUUUGUUGCAUUUUUUAGUUACAUGGAUAUACAUUUUUGUUCAAGAAGACACAUUUUCAUUCCGACGGCUCUGUCGGUUCAGUUCAUUUUUUCUUCAUUCUAGCUUCAUGUGGAAAUGCCACGCGCUUUUUGAUGAUUAUAGGGGUUGUGUUGUACUGAGGUUGCCACUUGGUCGCACCUAAGUUGCACGGGAUCUGCACAUCCGACACAACGUUUGUAUCACGGUGCUUGCUCGGCUUGCAUGCAUGCAUUGCAUUACACGUCAUUUUGUAUUGUUCAUGUUUGUUAUUAGUGUGUCAAGAACAUUGACACAUUAAUACAGUUUCCGUGCUCAAUAAACCUCAUUCAAAUAGUAGUAAACUAGUGUCAAUGAAAUGCAUAGUCGAA
Bipolaris sorokiniana ND90Pr is the source of this 1827-nucleotide messenger RNA. RefSeq lists its product as uncharacterized. Bases 486 to 1415 code for a protein of 309 amino acids. The record is from RefSeq and is a predicted model, not a curated record. NCBI's taxonomy places the organism in Eukaryota, Fungi, Ascomycota, Dothideomycetes, Pleosporales, Pleosporaceae. The transcript is spliced from 2 exons.